This is a messenger RNA of Westerdykella ornata, 861 nucleotides long. RefSeq lists its product as uncharacterized. Gene Ontology annotation, molecular function: proton transmembrane transporter activity. The transcript has 4 exons. Gene Ontology annotation, biological process: proton motive force-driven ATP synthesis. Bases 1 to 723 code for a protein of 240 amino acids. The record is from RefSeq and is a predicted model, not a curated record. Lineage: Eukaryota; Fungi; Ascomycota; Dothideomycetes; Pleosporales; Sporormiaceae.
AUGGCGUCCCGUCUCGCAAGGAGCGCAUUCGGCGCCGCCCGCCUGCGACCCGCGCUCCCUCUCCGCACGCUUCCUGCAAUCACCACACCGGUCCGCUCUGCCUCCAAUGUUCCUACCGAGGAGCCCGAGAAGAAGGCAAAGUCUUUGAUUGAUGCCCUCCCCGGAAACAGCCCCGUCUCGAAGGCUGCCAUCCUUUCGGCUACCGCUGGUUUGAGCGCUGCGGCUAUCAGCAACGAGCUCUAUGUCGUGAAUGAGGAAACCAUCGUCGCCAUCUCUCUGAUCACCAUCUUCUGGGCUGUUGGAAAGUUCGCCGGUCCCGCUUGGUCUAGCUAUGCUCAGCAGCAGGUUGAUAAGAUUUCGGGCAUCUUGAAUGCUGCCCGUGCCGACCACACCGCUGCCGUCAAGCAGCGCAUUGAGAGCGUUCAGGAGCUUAGCGGCGUUGUCGACAUCACCAAGACUCUCUUCGAGGUUUCCAAGGAAACCGCCAGGCUCGAGGCUCAGGCGUACGAGUUGGAGCAGAAGACCGCCAUUGCACAUGAGGCUAAGGCUGUGUUGGAUUCGUGGGUGCGCUAUGAGAGUCAGGUUAAGCAGAGGCAACAGCGUGAACUUGCCGAGACUGUCAUCGCCAAGAUCGAGAAGGAACUUGAGAAUCCCAAGACCCUCAAGCAGAUCCUUGACCAGAGCGUCGCCGACGUUGAGAGGAUCGUCUCGCAGAAGGCAUAAGCGGGCAAAAAGAAUCUCCUUUACCAAUUAUCCUUGUUAAAUACACUUGUGCAAUAGUCGAUCUGCUCAAUAGAUUAGCGUGGGCCGCGGACACUGGCCGGUUCUCGUUUCAAUUGAAUCAAAUCCUCCUGAACUCCU